AUGUUCAAGGCUCUGAUGCUCCGAGCGCCCGUACGGCCAGCGUCGGCGGCCUUGCGAACAGCGACGCCCUCCUCCGCCAUUGUUCGCGCCGCACCAUGCACAUCAUCCCUGCUACAGGACCGGUUGUCACAACGUAGAGGAUAUGCCACGGAGUCUGGUACGCAACCGCCGUGCUAAGAAGAUGGGAUGGAACGCUAGCCGUGCGGAAUACUGAUGCGUGAAGUAGAGGAGAAGGAUCUGGUCAUCAUCGGAGGUGGCGUUGCGGGAUAUGUCGCCGCCAUCAAGGCCGGCCAGGAGGGUCUCAAGGUGCGCAGACGGACAAGUCUUCCAGAGUGCAUCAUGACCACUGGCUGACAGUAUAUGAUAUCGCAGGUCGCAUGCAUAGAGAAGCGCGGCUCGCUGGGCGGUACAUGCCUCAACGUCGGCUGCAUUCCCUCCAAAUCCCUCCUCAACAACUCCCACAUGUACCAUCAGAUCCUCCACGACACCAAGAAUCGCGGUAUCGAAGUCGGCGAUGUCAAGCUCAACUUGGCACAGAUGAUGAAGGCCAAGGAGACCUCCGUGAGCGGACUGACAAAGGGAAUUGAGUACCUCUUCAAGAAGAACAAUGUGGAGUACAUCAAGGGCACCGGUGCUUUCGCCGACGAGCACACCGUUGCCGUCAACUUGGUCGAAGGUGGUGAGACAAGUGUGCGCGGAAAGAACAUCCUAAUUGCCACCGGCUCCGAGAGCACACCGUUCCCAGGCCUUACUAUCGACGAGAAGCGCGUCAUCACAUCCACGGGCGCUAUCGCAUUGCAAGAGGUCCCUAAGAAGAUGAUCGUUAUUGGUGGUGGUAUCAUUGGUCUCGAGAUGGGCAGCGUGUGGAGUCGAUUGGGCUCGGAGGUCACAGUUGUGGAAUUCUUGGGCCAGAUCGGCGGUCCUGGCAUGGAUGCUGAGAUAAGCAAGAACAUUCAAAAGACGUUGGGCAAGCAGGGCAUGAAGUUCAUGCUCAACACCAAGGUCAGCAACGGUGACGCUAGCGGCGAUCUCAUCAAGCUUGACGUCGAGGCUGCCAAGGGAGGCAAGGAGCAGACGGUAAGUCAGCACGCGGAUCAUGCAAUUGUUGAGACUAACCUUUUUCUCCCCAGCUCGAAGCAGACGUCGUCCUCGUUGCCAUCGGCCGUCGUCCCUACACUCAAGGUCUCGGCCUGGAGAACGUUGGCCUCGAGACCGACAACCGCGGCCGCCUCGUGAUCGACUCCGAAUACCGCACCAAGAUCCCACACAUUCGCGUCAUCGGCGACUGCACUUUCGGACCAAUGCUUGCCCACAAGGCUGAAGAAGAGGCAGUCGCGGCCAUCGAAUUCAUCACCAAAAAUUACGGUCAUGUCAACUACAACGCCAUUCCCUCCGUCAUGUACACUCACCCCGAAGUCGCCUGGGUUGGACAGAAUGAAGCCGAACUGAAGGAGCAAGGAGUCAAGUACAAGGUUGGAACUUUCCCGUUCAGCGCCAACAGCAGAGCGAAGACGAACCUCGACACGGACGGUCUGGUCAAGUUCCUCGCGGACGCGGAGACAGAUCGGAUAUUGGGAAUCCACAUUGUCGGACCCAACGCUGGCGAGAUGAUUGCAGAGGGCACAUUAGCACUGGAAUAUGGGGCAAGCGCGGAAGAUGUGGGCCGGACAAGCCACGCACACCCGACAUUGGCUGAGGCGUUCAAGGAGGCGGCAAUGGCAACCUAUUCGAAGGCGAUACACUAUUAA
This is a messenger RNA of Lecanosticta acicola, 1748 nucleotides long. Lineage: Eukaryota; Fungi; Ascomycota; Dothideomycetes; Mycosphaerellales; Mycosphaerellaceae. The record is from the annotation of a GenBank genome assembly.